AUGAUCUCACGGUCUGAUCGUAAAUCAAGCAUCUGUCUGUGCGUGCCUAUGUACCUUUGUCUCUCUUUUUUUUGGUUUUUCGCUGUCUGGGCCUGUUCAACUAACAAUCGUUCAAAUUAUUAUAUAUUGCACUGCACGCACAUCUAUCUAUCUAUCUAUCUAUCUAUCUAUCUAUCUAUCUAUCUAUCUAUCUAUCUAUCUCUGUUCCUUCAUUCCUUCAUGUCUGUCUCUCUGUCUAUCUAUCUAUCUAUCUAUCUAUCUAUCUAUCUAUCUCACUCUGUUUCUUCAUUCCUUCAUGUAUCUAUCUAUCUAUCUAUCUAUCUAUCUAUAUUAUGUCACCAGUCGUUAAUGAUAUCGAGCGAAUCACAGAUUUUUUGGUUUAAAUACGAUUUUCUUUCUUUCUUUCUUUCUUUCUUUCUUUCUUUCUUUCUUUCUUUCUUUCUUUUACUUAUCUCUUAA
Molecule: messenger RNA, 459 nt
Organism: Acanthosepion pharaonis
Lineage: Eukaryota; Metazoa; Mollusca; Cephalopoda; Sepiida; Sepiidae
Source: the annotation of a GenBank genome assembly